Messenger RNA from Cooperia oncophora, 258 nucleotides. NCBI's taxonomy places the organism in Eukaryota, Metazoa, Nematoda, Chromadorea, Rhabditida, Trichostrongylidae. The record is from the annotation of a GenBank genome assembly.
AUGCCAGAAUACCAUCCUGGCCAUGGUCACAGAGAACGAGGAGAUGCUGGUGAUCCACGGAGUCGUUUCAAAUUUAUGCGACCAGAUGACCGACCCGAUAAAGUACGUACUGGUCCAUUGGUGUUUGAAGAUCGUUUGACAGAGCCAUCGGGAUCUACUGAUCCUCAAGAAGUGUUGACUGUAUAUAAUAAUCCUUAUGCCUCAUUGAACAUGAAGCAACAACGAGCUCGGCUUCCAAUUUAUAAGGUGAGGUUUUGA